Peromyscus californicus insignis is the source of this 10377-nucleotide messenger RNA. RefSeq names its product cilia and flagella associated protein 251 (gene Cfap251). The coding region runs from base 1276 to 4986 and encodes 1236 amino acids. NCBI's taxonomy places the organism in Eukaryota, Metazoa, Chordata, Mammalia, Rodentia, Cricetidae. The record is from RefSeq and is a predicted model, not a curated record. The transcript is spliced from 24 exons. Gene Ontology annotation, cellular component: sperm flagellum. Gene Ontology annotation, molecular function: protein binding.
CAUUGGCCAGUUUCCUGCAGGACAGCCACCUUUGGGCUCUUCGGGGAGUCACAUUGGCAUGAAUGACCCUGAAGGAUUUAACCAAGGUGGGUUUGCAGAAACUGAUAACCAAGAUCAUGCACUCCACAUAACUCCAGUCCCAGUUAGCUAAACUCUGCAUACUGUGCCCUGGUGGAAGGUGGGCAUGCAUGCGUGCGUGCGUGCGUGCGUGCAUGCGUGGGUGUGGGUGUGGGUGUGUACAUCUACAGGAAAUUGGGUUUAGUGCUGAGAGAAUUUUUUUUUUAAUUUUAUUUUAUGUACAUUGGUGUUUUGCCAUGGGUGUUGGAUCCCCUGGAACUGGAAUUACAGACAGUUGUAAGUUGACCUGUGGGUGCUGGGAAUUGAACCCGGGUCCUCUGGAAGAGCAGUCAGUGCUCUUAACCACUGAGUCAUCUCUCCAGCCCCCAGAGCUCUUGUUGCAUGGCUUCCUGAAGCGGCAUGAACAUGAAGGAGCAGUCCACUCAGAUGAACCUGGUGAACCAGUGAGCCUUCUGGGGUCACUUAAAGGAGCUUCCGGCUACAGCAGGCAGUGAGGGCCCCACUGCGCUGUGGAUGUACAGCUUGCAGGCAUCUCCACUCACGACUCUCCUUUACCCCAGUCAAGUCUCAUGUAGCCCAGGCUGACUUUGAACUGAUCCUUCUGUCUUCAUCUCCCUAGUUCCGGGUUCGAAGGUGUGUUACAUCACACCUGGCCAGGAGGCUGCGCCAUCUUUUUUUAAUUAAUUAAUUAAUUAAUUUCUUUUGACUGCUUUUAUGACCUAGGGAAGAACUUCCUGACAUUUUAGGGUUGUCGUUUUGUUUGAUUUUCUGAGUUUCCCCAGCAUGCCCCCCCCAGUCUCCCCCUCCCCUUCCCGUUUCCUCUACCAGCUAAAAUGCCCCAAUUUGGAGAAAACAACUGCAAACACUACUUCGUUUCAUUUGGGUCUAACUUUGGAAAAGUCAGAACCGCCAGGGUUGGGGGACGCUCUUUCUCCAAGGGUCGCUCAGGAAAGAGUAAGAGGGUGAGCCGUUCCGCCGGCAAGGGGCGCAGGCUGGUCCAGCGGGGCCUGUGACCACCAUCCUGCUCCCUCCCUUUCCGGCCUGGCGCUCGUAGCUGUUGCCAUAGAGACGGAGCUUGGUUGGCAACCGUCACUAGGGAGCGCGGACAGAAGACGCCCGGCGGCUGGGGAGUCCCGGAGGCAGGACGACCCAAGGCUUUGGAGGAAGGAAGAGGGCGCGCCCCUAGGAAACUACAGGAUGUCAGAUACAGAAGAAAAUCCCCCAGAGGAAACAGGAGAACGUGUAGACACCGAACAAGAAGAGGAAUAUAAUCCAAGUUCUGAAGAAGAAAAUCUGCAGCAGAGUCUAACGGAAGAUACAGUGUCAUGGGAGGGGCCUCAGGAGGAGGAGGGGCAAAUAGAAGAAGGAAAGAGAGGGGCGGAAGAGGAAGUGAGAGGGGAGGAAGAGGAAGUGAGAGGGGAGGAAGAGGAAGUGAGAGAGGAGGAAGAGGAAGUGAGAGGGGAGGAAGAGGAAGUGAGAGGAGAGGAAGAGGAAGUGAGAGGGGAGGAAGAGGAAGUGAGAGGAGAGGAAGAGAGAGGUGGGGAAGAGGAAAAGAGAGCGGAAGAGGAAGAGAGAGGUGAGGAAGAGGAAAAGAGAGGAGAGGAAGAGGAAGAGAGAUGGGAGGAAGAGGAGAGAGGUGAAGAAGAAAAAGGUGAGGAAGAGGACAAGGAGAAAGAAGAGGAGGAGCAUGAGGGGGAGAGGCAGGAGAGGAAGCAAGAGGAGGAGAAAGAGAAAAAGGGAGGUCCUGGCAUAAAACAAGUGGCAAAGAAGUCCAAAAAGCCGCUCAGCUUGGAUGACAUUAUCAUCAGCUCUGAGUCCUCCACAUCCGCGUCUUCACUGACUGAAACCUCAGAGAGUAACGAGUCGACCACACACUCCCAAAGUCCCGAAGUAAGCGAGAUCUUCAGAGAGGUCGGUCCGAAGGUUGAAAUUACUGAGGCACCUGCCGUCAGGCCUGAGGAGACCGAGAUGGAGUCUCUCAGGUGGAAGUUACUGCAAGAAGUUAAAGAGGAGGCUAACAAGGAGGCAGAAGUUUCAGCCCCAGGUCAGAGAGACAGAGAGUCAAGAACCUCUGGAAAGCUGUCCUACUUCCUCUCGGAAGAAGGACAGAUAUCAUCCCAGUUCAAAGGGAGUUCCAAGGCGUCCAUGGUGUCCACCUCCACAGAAGACACCUUGUUCCAGAAGGAAGAGGUCUCCAAGGUGUAUCCUUUGACCAUGACCUGGUCCUUUGGCUGGAACAGUUUCCUCCCCGUCUACUACAUCCGGGAUAACCAGAGAGUCAUCCUCUACGUCUGUGCGCACACGGCCAUCAUUUACAACGUCUUCAGGAACACACAGUACCACCUUCAGGGCCACCCUAACAUCAUCUCCUGCCUCUGUGUCAGCGAAGACAGAAGAUGGAUUGCCACAGCAGACAAAGGACCAGACUGCCUCAUAAUUAUAUGGGACUCCUUCACAGGAAUCCCUGUGCACACCAUAUUUGACAGCUGUCCAGAAGGUAAUGGCAUAAGAUCAAUAGCCAUCACCCGUGAUGCCAAGCUUCUGGCUACCAUCUCAGAUGCCGAAAUCCAGAAAGUGUGCAUCUGGAAGUGGACGUUGGCAGUGGAGAAGCCUGCAUGCACUCUCGAUCUUCCCAAAGAGUAUGGUUUCCAGAACUACCUCACCUUCAACCCCAGGAACAACAAAGAACUGGUGAGCAACAGCAAGACACAGACCAUCUUUUACUCCUGGUUUGAAGAGAAGGGUAUCCUGGCUCACAGUGCCCCGGUUUUAACAGAGAAAACAUUCAACAAACUCGUGGGAAAAUUUAGCCAGUCCAUCUUUCACUUGAAGUUAUCGCAAAUACUGUCAGCCACGAAGGAAGGGAAGCUGGUUGUCUGGGACGUCCACUACCCGCCAUCGUCCUCCUCCGUGCCGGCCCUUCCUUUCAUCAAGCCUUGCAAGCUGGUCCAUUUACAGAAGGAAGGCAUCACUGUCCUCACCACAGUUGACAACUACAUUGUCACAGGUGACAUUAAGGGCAACAUCAAGUUCUACGACCACACCCUGUCUGUCGUCAACUGGUACAGUAACUUCAAACUAGGUGCCAUAAGGACGCUGUCCUUUUCAAAGGCCCCAGCAAGUCCGCCUACCGAGAAAUCCAACCUCCCCAUAGACUGCACUUUGAAAGGUGACCUUUUCGUCGUCCGGAAUUUUAUUAUCGGAACAUUUGACGCCACGGUGUACCACAUGACGGCAGAUGGCACCAGACUCGAGAAGCUCUUUGUGGAGCCCAGGGAUGCCGUCUAUGCUAUCUCCUGCCACCCGUACCAACCCCUCAUUGCGGUUGGAAGUGUCUGUGGGAUGAUCAAGGUGUGGGACUACGAGAAGAAGAUGUAUCUGUUCAGCAGGGCCUUCGAGAAGGGGCUUGGAGUCCAGAGUCUGACCUACAACCCCGAAGGAGCCCUGCUUGGAGCUGGAUUCACCGAGGGGACAGUUUAUAUUCUGGACGCGAUGUCUUUAGAAAAUGAAAUUCCAGAGCCCUUCAAAUAUUCCAGAACGAGCGUGUCUCACGUCAGCUUCUCGCACGACUCCAACUACUUGGCGACGGCUGAUGUCAGUUUCACCGUGGCCGUGUAUAAGGUGGUGGUCAUAGACGGACAGAGGGUCUGGGAAUAUCUGGCGAGACUCCGCUCUCAUCAUAACAGCAUCCGAAGCCUCCUGUUUGGUGUUCACCUGGAUAGCAAUGAACCCAGGCUGCUGAGCCUCGGGAAAGACAGGUUCCUGAUAGAGUACAAUCUCAUCAAGAGCUACAAAGACCACCUGGAAGUCCUGGACAUUCACCGAACGGACCAGGGGACCUACCCUACCUGUAUGAUCUGGUACCCGCCGCUCACCAAGGAGCUCUUCCUGCUUAUCUGUAACAGCUGCUACAAAGUGAAGCUUUUCAAUUCCACCACGAAAAUGUGCAGAAAGACACUUCUCGGACCUGCUUACGGGUCUCCUAUCGAGUACACCCAGGUGCUCCCUGUAAAGAACACAUUCGAGCUGCAGAAACGCCACUUGGUAUUCAUCAACAAAGAUAAGGUCGGACUCCAGAUCUUACCUGUUGACGGCAACCCACACAAAACGUGUGCUAUCAUUUGCCACCCAAGCGGGGUAGCUGGCAUGGCCCUUUCCUAUGAUGGCCGCUAUGCCUUCACAGCAGGAGGCGAAGACUGCUCAGUGGCACAGUGGGAAAUCAACUUAAGUGCCCUGGAGGCGGCUGUUUCUCUUGGGGGUGAAGACUUGACCCCGUUCUACGGUCUGGUGGCUGGUGGCAGGGAAGGAAAAUUCUACAGGGAGCUGGAGGACUACUUCUACUAUUCUCAGCUCCGCAGUCAAGGUAUCGAUACGAUGGAGACCAGGCAGGUGUCAGAACACAUCUGCCUGUCGGAGCUCCCCUUUGUCAUGAGAGCGAUUGGUUUUUACCCAUCAGAGGAGAAGAUUGAGGACAUGUUUAAUGAGAUCAAGUUUAGUGAAUACGUGGACACUGGGAACCUCAUCGACAAAAUCAACUUACCGGAUUUCCUCAAAGUUUAUCUGAAUCAUAGGCCACCUUUUGGUAACACCAUGACUGGCAUCCAGGAGAGCUUUAACAUACUGGGUUUCAAAAAUUCCGAAGGGAAAAUGGUUAUUCGGAGAGAGGAUUUCCUGAACUUGCUCCUCACUAAAGGCGAGCACAUGACAGAGGAGGAGAUGUAUGACUGCUUUGCCACGCUGUUCGGCCUGAAACCUGAGGGGUGGAAAUUGGAGCCUGCAUCCACCUCCGUCAAAGAUCCAGAAAUCUGCCUCGAAGAAGAACUUCCAGACGAAAUCACUGCAGAAAUAUUCGCGACUGAAAUUCUUGGCUUAACCAUUUCUGACGGUUCCGGACAGUUGGAUCAGUGAGGUCACUGAGAACGUUGGCAGCACAAAGGACUUUGUGGGUGCUUGCGCACACAUGUGCGCGUUUUCCAGGAGGUGUUCCUUUGUUCUGUACAUGCCUGCCUCCCCGCACCCCCGCCAUCCUUUUUAGAGCCUUUAGACAUUAAAAGCAGAUUCCUCUUAGGCGAUGGAUCUCACAAAGUUGGACAUUGUACUGUCUGUGAAAGAAACGAGUGUGGGCGAAGGAGAGAACGGGCCUGGCAGCUGGAUCCCCAGGUCUGAUGUGGGGGGGGGCAGGGCGGCGCUCCGCCAGUGGCAGGCCUUCUCAUGACAUGUAUGCUUCAUGGAAGUCACCGUCAGCCACUCAUGCCCUUCCUCUGGAGUGCUGUCUGUACUGCUGGCCCCAGGAGGGGGGUGUUCUGGGCUCCUGGGAGUGCCAGCCUAUUUUUCUUUCUCAGCAAAACACCCAAGCCGUUGUGUGCGGCCGUUCCAACGAGCAUCACUGGCCAUGCUGAACUCUGGUGGCAACUGCCAAAGAAAAUGCAGAAGCAAUCUGAGUCCCCCUCGACCUGCACCUGGGCCAGAAGCCACAGAGCCCCCGCUCCUUCGUGCUGCAACUGACGAGCCUUGCCUCACCUCCCCACCCUCCGCUGGACCACCGCCGUGCGCUCAGCGGGCAAAACCGGGGACAUUGCGGGACAUCUUUCGGUUUACAGUGAUGUUUUGUUCCUGCCCUCUGGCCCAACACGGGAGAGCUAUGGUCUGCUUUUAGAGUUUGCCCUCGGUUCUAAGGUCUAGUUCUAGCAAGUGUCCCCCCCCCCCCGCCCCCCAUCACAUUCAGUCCAGUGUACCUGCCCACCCCUACCAGGGCCUUUUCCUUAGACAGCAUUAAGGAAGUAUUUCUCUUUUGAGGAGUGGGGUAAACAUUUUUAAAAAUUACUUAUUCUUAUUUUAUGUGCAUUAGUGUUUCUCCUGCAUGUGUGUCUAUGUGAGGUUGUCAGAUCCCUACAACUGGGGCUACAGGCAGUUGGGAGCUGCCACGGGGGAGCUGGGAACUGAACUCGGGUCCUCUGGAAGAGCAGACAGUGCUCUUAACUGCUGAGCCAGCUCUCCAGCCCUAAGGGAACACUUCUGAUCCUUUAAAGAGCCCUUUUCCUGUAGAGCAUGAGAGAGACAGUGCUGCAUCUGCACCUCCACGCGGGCACCAAGCCCUCUCCUUAUGGGUGUACAGUUGCACGUCUGUCUCAGUGAGAGUCUUCGCAAUAGUCUGGAAUGAGGAACAGAACCAUCUACCCCACACCAUGCUGUGUCACGGCGACCUUGGGGCAGGGGGCAGGAGGCACGGUUCUGCAGACACCUGCUUGUCGGAGCAUGUCACUAGGACUUUGCAACCUGGUUUAUAUUUUGUUCUUUUAAAAAAAGAAAUCAUGGAAAAGGAACACAAGCUUUAUGAAUCGAUUUUGUAGCGGCUAAGGGCCUAGGAGAUAUAUUACCAAGCUGGUUAAAAAGUUCCUGGGGACAUUUUAGGGAACAGGAAACGGGCAAAUAACUUGUUCUCUUAAAAACAACAACAACAACAAACAACCUGGAACUGAGUACAGCAUGGAGACCAGGCAGGACUUCGCUUUCUCCAAUCUGGCACCUUUUAAUCUUGCACUUCCUGACUGAAUCUAUUGCAGUGGUUGUCAUGAGCAAAACUGUCAGUGCCCUUGAACCCACCGGGGCUGGUGCCACCAUCAGAGGCAACUUGGGAUGAUCUCUCCGUGUUCAUCCAGCCAUAGAGAAGGAAAACCAAGGUCCUAGUUAUGGACAUUCCUCCAGGAAGGCCAAAACAGCCAGGGACAGCAGAACUGGUUGCAGCGCCCCACUCUCUCCCUCCCAGUGUGCCAGGGGGACCCUUCAACCUGGGACACUUCCGGCAGGAGACUUCUUGUGGUUGUCUCUUGGUAUAUUUUGACCGAGGCAGUCAGCAGCUUCAGGGCACUUGAGUAAAGGAAGGGACAGGCCAGCACCAUCACCCUGGCCCGCUGGUCCUGGGGAUGGGGACAGUGCAGAGAGGCUCAGAGGGCAUAGAGCUUGUCUGUUGAGAUCAAAAGGACAGAAAUUUGAACAUCGAAAACGUUACCGGAAUGUUCCUUUGAAAAAUGAGGCUUCUGCCUAGGAGGCUGUAUGUUACUAUAAGAUUGUGAACUCACAGUCCCAUAGUGAGUGAUCUUCCAGAACCACCUCUCCUCCCCAAUGCCCACCCCACCUCUCCAUCCGGCCACCCAUCCCCAGCCAGCUCUGAGAACUGUGAGCGCCUGGCCCACGCUGCAUUUGCACUGGAAACCCAGGGACUGGGUCCCUGGUCUGCUUCUGAUACUUUGUAGCUCUGCUUCUGAUACUUUGUAGCUACCUGUGCUCCCUUGGGUGUGGUUAAGCCCUUAAACCUCAGUUCCAUCCUGGAAUAGCUCCGGGAGGUUUGUGAGGAUUCAAAGAGAUGGAACAAGUAAAGCAUUCCUGGCACAGGGUACCGCUCCCAAUACGACAGCAGCUAUUAUUACCGCAGGCAGAAACUGUACUGGAGAACUGAGAAGUUGCCCGACCGGACUUAACUUCUCCCGGGACUACGGUUUGAGCAUCAUAACAUUCCCACCCUGAAGGCGGUCUCUCUUAGGUUAGAGCCUGGGUCUGCAAUAUUUGUAGAAUGACUGAGUGCACCAGAAACCUCAGUAUCCUUUACUGCUUGCUUGCUUUGCUUUGUUUUGUUUUUUGUUUGGUUUUUUUUUUCCCCAAAACAGGGUUUCUCUGUGUAGUUUUGGUGUCUGUCCUGGAUCUCACUCUGUAGCCCAGGCUGGCCUCGAACUCACAGAGAUCCACCUGGCUCUGCCUCCUGAGUGCUGGGAUUAAAGGCUUGCGCCACCACCGCCCGGCAACUGCUUAUUUAUUGAUGAUGGCUUUUAGGCAGACGUUGAUGUAGAUGAGGAUGGCUUCCAACUUGUCGUGUAGCUGAGGAUGACCUUCAACUCCCCGUCCCACUGUCUGUAUGUCAUGUGACACUACUGGGGAGAUGUGAAUAAACAUCUACUCAAUUCAAACAGGGGCCAAAGUCAGGAAGGCACCACAGUCCAAGGUGGAGAGCCGAUGAGUUUUCCCGGGGUCACUUACAGGGACAGAAAUGAUUUAAGGACAGCUGCACCACCAACGCCCACCCCAGCAUGGGGGACAGCUCACCAAAGCUGGGAACCGGGAGCCCGCUGCACAGCCUGCAGGCGGCUCAGCAAGCUGCAGAGUGUCUCUUUGAGGCAUGUAAGUUGGUCUAAGCCGUUCGAGCCGGCUCUGUUUGUCUCAGAGUUUGCCCAGCAGGCCUUACUGCUCCUAUAAUCUGGGGGAGGGAGGAGCCUAGUGAACCUGCUCAGUUUCAGGGACUACCUAAACCUUUUGAGUUGUUUUCUUCCUGUGCCUACGGAGCUUCCCUGCAGGAACGUCUCACCUCCCCUUGGAACAUCCUGUGUCUUAGUGAACUUCCCAAGAUGGAAAGUUUCUUGUUUUGUUUGCUUGUUUUUGUCUUUCAAGACAGGGUUUCUCUGUGUAGUUUUGGUGCCUAUCCUGGAGCUCGCUCUGUAGACCAGGCUGGCCUCAAACUCACAGGGAUCCUCCUGGCUCUGUCUCUCCGAGUGCUGGGAUUAAAGGUGUGCGCCACCACCGCCUGGCCUAAGACGGAAGGUUUUAUGUCAGAGAAAAUUGCUACACAGCACUCACAAGUGCUGGAUGACAGUCAUGUGCCACCAUCCACAGCCAGUUCUUCCAUGUCCCUUUAAUAGCUUUUGACUUGAAGUGAAUGUCGGGUCCUCCCAACCCUCCACCUCAGAGUUGGCAAAUUCUUCAAGGGGAUUCCUUCAGGCCCGUGGUCUCUAUCUCAGUUCCCCAGACCUUAGGCUGUAGGGCAAGCAUAAGUGUGGACAUUGUAGAAAAGAGUGCCCGUGCCAGGGAACCAACCCAGCUUUAGUGACAGUCACGAGAAUUUGGACUCUAUGACCCCCGCAUGUGAUAGCAUUCUCCUCUUAGUGUUGUUCAACCAUUUUGAAAAUGAAAAGGAACAUCUCUUAGCUUUCAGACUGGACAAAAGCCGACAGUAGCCUUGGUUUGCCCACAGGCUGGAGUCUUCCCACUUCUGCCUUGCUUCAUAGGCCAAGUCACUCACCCUAAGAGAUCAUCACAACGAUACUGAAUCUAUACAAAAUACCCGACAGCCUGGUGUGGUGGUGCAGGCCUGUAAUCAUAGCACUUAGGAGGUAGAGGCCGGAGAAUCAGGAGUCCAAGGUCAUCCUUGGCUACAUAGUGAGUUUGAGGCCAGCCUGGGCUACACAAGACCUUGUCUUUAUAAUAAUAAUAAUAAUAAUAAUAAUAAUAAUAAUAAUAAUAAAUAACAUAAAAGCAAUACGUGCCCAUAUCCUACAAAAGAUGUUAAGGUUGUAACAAACAAAAGACAAAGGCCAGAUGUCGCAUGGCCGCCUGCAUCUGUCUGCUGACGUAGCUUGGAGAACCCAGGUGACUGAAGGAAGCUCAGCGCUUAGUUAAUAGUGCCGAACCAGUGGUCAUUCCGCGGCUUUUGCUCACCAACCGUGGUCCUCUCUGUAAGACAGUCACGUUAGGGAAGCUGGUGAAGGGUCUGUGGGGACCCUCUGCACUGUCCUCCAAUCCCUCUAAAUCGAAAAUGAUUUAAAAAUGGGGGCCAGGGGCGGUAUUUUAUUUUUGCUGUGCUGUGAACUACACUCGGGGUCUUGCCCAUGCCAAGCAAAUGCUCUGCCGCUGAGUCACGCCCCCAGCCUCUACAAAAGCCGCCUUUGCUGCUGUGUCCCGGGUCUUACUCCAGGGAACAUUCCCGAGACCACUGCCCCCCACCACACCCGACACCCCUGUUCUCCGACACCCCUAACCCAUCCUAAGCAGGCUGAGAGAUGGUGCAAACCAAAAGGGUUUUCUGGGAGACCUUUGCAUCCUGGGGCUGUCGCUCCUGGAGUCACAGGUGCGUUCGCGGUGAGCACGGUCUCUAAGGGUUUGGCCGGCAGGUCCCGGGAGGCAGCUGACUGCAGUAAACAGAGGCCUUGGGAACCGGUAUCUAGUUACCACCCUGUGUUCAUGUCAUUUAACUACCCUCUGCUAUCUCUGCUUGCAGGAGUACGAAGGAGAAAAGGAGGGGUCAGGGAACCGGCAUUCGGGUGCACACCUGUAAUCCCAGCAGUCAGGAGGCUGAGAACCAUGUCGGGCAGGUCGGUUCGAGCCGAGACCAGGAGCCGGGCCAAAGAUGAUAUCAAGAGGGUCAUGGCGGCUAUCGAGAAAGUGCGCAAAUGGGAGAAGAAAUGGGUGACUGUUGGCGACACCUCCCUACGGAUCUAUAAGUGGGUUCCUGUGACGGAGCCGAAGGUUGACGAG